UGUAAGUAUGAAAGAGGCAGAACUAUGCUAAAGUAAAUUACUUAAUUAAAUAUAUACUUUUUAAAAUAUAAGUACCUUCGACAUGCGCAUCGAAGCUUUCCUGUUGAAUAUUUCUUGAACGAAGUAUAGUGACAGCCCUCAUUAUGGGCACGAGUAUUUUUCCUGUACUGGUAACACGUGGAAGCCCAUGGCAACGGUUACCUGCAAACAUUGUACUCCAUGGUCUCGUGCUAUUUAUUGCUAUCAGCUUUCUGGCACAUGUUAGCUGCGACUACAAUGUGCUUUCGAGUAAAUAUGAAAAGGUACAAAACUCUUGUGCAUAUCCCUGCCAGUGUGAGCGGAACUUGGCGUUGUGCCCAGAGGGCGUUCCAGUCGUUAUGGACGGAUGUGGCUGCUGUUCAAUCUGUGCUCGUCAACAAGGGGAAUUGUGUGGUAUAAUUCAGCUAUGUGACACCACGAGGCAGUUACAGUGUGUAUAUUCAUCACCAUCUGUAGACUAUGGUAUCUGCAGAGCAAAGAAAGGAAUGAGUUGUUAUGUGGCAGGAAACAGAUACAGAGAUGGUGAUUCCUUCAAGCUGGACUGUAAGACCCAGUGCACCUGUCAAAAUGGAACUUAUGGCUGUGUGUCACUUUGUCCUCUCGAAAACUUCCGUCCUUCGGCCAAGUGUCACAAUGCGCAACUCGUGCAUGUGCCAGGUGCCUGCUGCCGAGAGUGGCAGUGUGAGUCUAACGUAUUGAAAGAUACAAAAAUUACGUGUAACCGGUACUCUACCAAUUGGACACCGUGUUCAUCAACUUGUGGCGUAGGUUCAUCCAGACGAUUGACCAAUGAUAACGAUGAUUGUGAACUGAGAAAUGAGACUCGCUUAUGCCAGAUUAAACCUUGUAAUUACCAGAUUGGUGAACUUUCAUCCAAUCACAGUCCUCGUAGUAGACGACAUCAUCAACACUGUCGAGCUACAGUCCGGAAUCUAGACUUCAUAUAUCUGACCGAUGGUCACAACUGUGUCAGCCUAAAACGCUAUCGUCCGAAGUUUUGUGGCCACUGCUCAGACAAGUCUUGUUGUACACCUAAACUAUCAACUACGGUCAACGUUCCAUUUCGAUGCUAUGGCGAAGAAGAGGGAACGCAAGUGAUGUCAAAAUUUGUGAUGUUUAUUGUUAAGUGCGAAUGUCAUUCUAAAUGUUGAGAAGGGGCUUAUUUUCAACCAAAUUUUACACUU
Molecule: messenger RNA, 1223 nt
Organism: Limulus polyphemus (Atlantic horseshoe crab)
Lineage: Eukaryota; Metazoa; Arthropoda; Merostomata; Xiphosura; Limulidae
Product: connective tissue growth factor-like
Exons: 5
Coding region: 144-1190 (348 amino acids)
Biological process (GO): cell adhesion; signal transduction
Cellular component (GO): extracellular region; extracellular matrix
Molecular function (GO): heparin binding; integrin binding
Source: RefSeq, a predicted model, not a curated record